ACUACCCCUCCACUUCCUUAUGCCCAUAUUUGGCAGCUCAUCGGUGGCCAACGUGAGCUCGCCAAAGCGCUUUUCCACGCGUCCACACACACAAAAAUGUGCUUUUCUCUCUCAUCUGUUGCUGGAACCAAAAAAACAAAACAAACCUUCAAAUCUUUCCCUCCAAGUUGAUCGCUCACUCGAAGCCUCUGUCGUCGUGUUGACACGGAGCUCCCACCUAAAAAACAACAACUAGGAGCCUUUUUUUGACGAGCGGACACAGGUGAGCACCAUGACGACGCUGCUGGACCUGAAGAGUAGCGUCCUGCGCCAGGUGCAGAGGAGCCAGUCGCUGAGGAGCCGCCGGGAGCCGCCGCCCACCGAAGGAAGCCCCCUCGCCCACUGCCCCGAACCUUUACCCCGCAGGAUUUCCGAGGAGAGCAUGGAGUUCUUUGAGCGAAUGAGCGCCAUUCUGCAGAAACAGGACAACAUGCUGCAGGCCGCCCAGGCCGAGAGCCAAAGAGGAGCCUGCACGGUGCCGCCGCCCCAGGAACAUGUGGACCAGGCUUCAAUCGCGGACAGAAUCAGCAGGACGGAGCUGGACCUGCUAUAUGAGGAGGUUGUGUACACCGUGGUCAACCGAGUCGGCGUGCCUUCGCCAGAACACGUGACCGGCGACGAGGAGCUGUUUGCGUACCUUCUCAAGGUGUUCGAUAUGGGCGAGGAGGAGCACGACAUCAUACUUCAGAAAGUGCGGGAGUUUAAGAGAGCCACUUUCUCUUUGAGAGUCUCCGUCCUGAAAGCCAAGAGUCUGCUGGCGAAGGACGCCAACGGCUACAGCGACCCCUACUGCAUGCUGGGUAUCCUGGAGGGCCAGAGCCCCCGGGAGCCGGAGGAGAAGAAGGAGAGGAAGUUCAGCUUCAGGAAGAGGAAGGACAAGCUGGAGAAACGCUCCAGCACCAAGGAGGCCUUGCCGGCCAGGUGCAUCCAGGUGACCGAGGUCAAGCCGGAGACCCUCAACCCGGUCUGGGACGAACACUUUGUCUUUGAAGUGGACGAUGUGCACAAUGAUCUCCUACAUUUGGAUAUUUGGGAUCACGAUGAUGACGUUUCGGUGGCCGAGGCCUGCAAAAAGCUCAAUGAAGUCAGCGGUCUUCGAGGAAUGGGAAGGUAUUUCAAGCAGAUCGCAAAGUCGGUGCGUGCCAACGGCUCGUCCUCGUCCGGCUCCGAGGAGAACGCAGAUGACUUCCUGGGAUGCAUCAACAUCUCUUUAAAUGAGAUCCCCGUCGGCGGCUUCGACACCUGGUUCAAACUGGAGCCCCGGUCCAGCGCCUCCAAAGUGUCAGGAGAAUGUCACCUGAUACUGAAGUUGUUCACCAGCCAGAGAGACACAACGCUGUCCAAGAGAGAAUCCAACGUGUCCAUCCACAAGAAACUGCUGAGUCGGAUUGUCGAGCACGAGCAUGCCCAUGUCAAGCGGGAGCCGUACAACUGGAACGGGCAGGUUAGCCCCCCGGCGUGGACCACGCUGACUCACCACGCCAUGCAGACGGACCUCACCCGCCUCCAACAGGCCAUCAUUCGCUGGCAGUGCUACAGCGGCCACCACCGAACCCAGCGUGUGUGCUACUCCCUGCUGCUGCGCCUCCUGAGGGCCAUCGAUGCAGAGUGGGACCCUCCCUCUGUGAGAGGAGACCUGGAGAGGCAGCUCUCGGACAGUUUCAGGCUGUACACGGAGCACUGCCUGUGCCUGAUGAAGAACAUGAGGCAGGUGUUCCCUUGCACCAGCGCCGCCGCCGUAACGCGCUACGAACUUAUGUUGAGGGGGAUUGGCUACAUGCAAAACAUGCGGGCGUUUAAGACCGUUUGUCCUCUGCGGAACGAGCUGCACUUGGACAUCACCUCUGCUGUGAAGAAAGGAACCUCGGAGUGGUACGAGGCCCUCAUCGCGCAACACAAACCGGAAGACGGGUCUCUGGAGGAGCUGCUGAAGAAGCUGGUUCUGGUGGUGGACGCCGUGUGUGCCGACAUGCAGAGAGCCCAGAACGUCUACAACAAACUCUUCUACAGCGCGGUCAAAGUGGAUUUCUUCAGCGUCUCCUACAGGCAGCUGGAGAAACUGGUGGCCGAUGAUGUCAACGUGGCCAUGGAGAGGCUGUGCGGCACCUUGGAGCAGGAAAGUUCCAGACUGACGCAGACUACGGGCGAGACCGUGUUCGAGCUCUUCAUGUCGUUGAAAAGCCUCAAGGGCUUCCGGGAGUUUCUUCCGCUCAAAGAUGCAAAGAUGUUGGCCUUGACGAGCUUCCACAACUGGUUCAAGUCGUCCAUCCACAAGUUCCUGCAGGUGGUCCACGACCGCUCAUGUGACAGGAUCUGUAAGGCGGUGGAAACAGACAAGAUGGAGGCGGUGCAGCAGGAGCGCCACAGCUCCUCGGCAUUGGAGGUGACGUCCUGCUUCAGACAAGUGAGAGACAUCUGGCUGCAGCUGGCCUGGCCGGACUCCGCGGGCGCCUUCAUCUUCGUCACCCGCCUGACCGACAAUUUUUGCAGCGAGGCCGUGAGCUACUCGGAGCUGCUGACACGCAAGAUUGAGAGGAACCAGCUGGGCCGAGACCACAAAAGCUUCAUACUGCAGCUCUGCGUGGCCCUGAACAACGUGGAGCACGUGCGGGUCUUCCUGGGUCACCUGCCUCGCGACCUGGACUGGUCGGGCGUGGAGCGCGCCAUGGAGGAGUCGUGCGGGGCCGAGGGCAAGGAGCAGGUCUACAAGGCCCUCAACGGGCAGCUCUUCAACAUGGACCUGGACCUGCAGAGGGAGGCUAAACGCCUCACCGCGCUGCUCACUGACAAGAUGCUGCCUGAGCUGAGACGGUACAUCCAACACAUCAGCUUGUCCCCAGACUCCAUCAACAAUGACGACGCUGUGGCCCCGCUCAUGAAGUACCUCCAGGACACCGUGGUCAUCCUCACUGACACACUGGUCAAAGACAACCUGGCUCGAGUUCUGCAGAGUCUGUGGGAGCUCUUGGUGCGCAUGAUCCUGGACUCGGUGACCGAGAACCGAGGCAUUCAGGUGGAGUUCUACAACCGCUUCCAAUACACAGUGGAGACGCUGCUGCAGUUCCUCCAUGACAACGGGAAGGGUUUGUCCCUGGAAGACAUGAAGAGUGGCGACUACAAGGUGCUGGAGGAGGAGCUGAAGCUGAACAAAUGUUCCUCUUUCGAGCUGAUCGAACAAUACUACCUGGAGAAGAUCUCCCUGCAGAAAACUCUCAAACACACACGCUUCGGUCGCAUCAGCGUCAAAUGUUACUACGACGCUCCCGAGCAGCGGCUGACCGUGGAGAUUCUGCACGCCGCCGACAUCAUGGCGCUGGACGCUAACGGUCUAAGCGACCCGUUUGUGAUCGUGGAGCUGUGUCCUCACCACCUCUUCCCUCUGGCCAAGAGUCAACGCACGCAAGUGAAGCUGAAGACGCUCCACCCCGUCUUUGACGAGCUCUUCUACUUCCACGUGAGCCCCGAGCAGUACCGACACAGAUUCGCCUGUUUGACCUUCACUGUGAUGGACUACGACUGGCUCUCCACCAACGACUUCGCCGGCGAGGCUGUGGCCCCCCUCAGCGACUUCUGCUGGCCAGGGAGGCCCAACGCCACGGCGGCCGGCAAGAGCGUGCAGCCUUUCAUCCUCCACCUGUCUCGCAGCAAACCCAGCGAGAAACCCAUCAUGAGUCUGCUGGACGCCCGUGUCGGCGACAGGGAGGCUCAGGAGUUUGUCCGCAGGCUGAAGGAGAUUGAGAAGUCCAUGGAGGAGGAGUGAGCGCCGCGUAUCGAUGUACUUUGACCGCCUGUUGCCACCUGUGCUCUUGUACCGGUUCCAUGUUUACAAUUAUACA
Messenger RNA from Nerophis ophidion (straightnose pipefish), 3875 nucleotides. Its product is annotated as BAI1-associated protein 3-like. The coding region runs from base 272 to 3799 and encodes 1175 amino acids. The transcript is spliced from 34 exons. The record is from RefSeq and is a predicted model, not a curated record. NCBI's taxonomy places the organism in Eukaryota, Metazoa, Chordata, Actinopteri, Syngnathiformes, Syngnathidae.